This is a messenger RNA of Daphnia carinata, 1816 nucleotides long. Its product is annotated as alpha-amylase A-like. Gene Ontology annotation, biological process: carbohydrate metabolic process. The coding region runs from base 58 to 1701 and encodes 547 amino acids. NCBI's taxonomy places the organism in Eukaryota, Metazoa, Arthropoda, Branchiopoda, Diplostraca, Daphniidae. The record is from RefSeq and is a predicted model, not a curated record. Gene Ontology annotation, molecular function: alpha-amylase activity; cation binding. The transcript is spliced from 12 exons.
UUUUCCCGGGAGAACGAAGCUGUUAGCUGCGUACGAAAGACUUGCACCGUUUCGACGAUGAAGUGUUCGGUACUAGCCGUUCCGCUUCUUUUGCUUAUUUGUGGCUGUUUCAGAUUGUCUCAAGCCCAACAUGAUCCAAACAAUCUAUCCGAUCGUCAAAUCAUGGUCCACCUCUUCGAAUGGAAGUGGAAUGAUAUUGCCGAUGAGUGUGAACGCUUUCUCAGCAAAAUGGGAUUCGCAGGUGUCCAGGUAUCGCCUCCAACAGAGAACGUAGUUGCGUGGGAACCGACUCCCGGUGUCAAACGUCCUUGGUGGGAACGCUAUCAGCCCGUCUCUUACAAGCUGAACACCCGUAGCGGCACCGAACAACAAUUUCAGGAUAUGGUUAACCGUUGCAACGCCGUCGGCGUUAGGAUUUACUGUGACAUGGUUUUGAAUCACAUGACCGGAGACUGGCCGUCGGGAACUCCCGCGACUGGAGGUUCUAGUUUCAACACUGGCUCUAAGGACUAUCCUGCCGUCCCAUACUCGACUUACGAUUUCAACGGUCGUGACAAAUGUUCCACUUCUUCCGGAAACAUUGAAAACUACGGAGACGCAAAUCAGGUACGCAACUGUCAACUGGUUGGCUUGAAAGAUUUGAACCAGGGAUCGGAAUACGUUCGCGGGAAAAUAGUUGAGUUGUUGAAUCGGUUGAUCAGUUACGGCGUUGCGGGAUUCAGAUUCGAUGCUAGCAAACACAUGUGGCCGGGUGAUUUAAAAGUUAUUGCCGAUCGAUUAAAUAAUUUACCUACCGACAAAGGUUUUCCAUCUGGGGCACGGCCUUUCAUCUAUCAAGAAGUCAUCGAUCUCGGUGGUGAGCCAAUCACCGGCGCUGAAUAUGUCGGCAUUGGUCGCGUCACUGAGUUCAAAUAUGGCAAAUUUCUCGGCGAAGCUUUCCGGGGACGUAACCAACUGAAAUACCUCAAAAACUUUGGUGAGGGAUGGGGAAUGUUAGCGUCAGGCAAUGCAUUAGUCUUUAUUGACAAUCACGACAACCAACGAGGCCACGGUGCUGGCGGCGACAUGAUUCUUACAUUUCGCGUACCUAAACUUUACAAGAUGGCUGUUGCUUACAUGUUGGCCUGGCCAUACGGUUUUACUCGCGUCAUGUCCAGCUACUAUUGGGAGCAAAACAUCGUCAACGGGCAGGAUAAAAACGAUUGGGUCGGACCACCUUCAGAUUCGAACUGGAAUAUCAUUACACCGACGAUCAACGCCGAUGGAAGUUGCGGCAACGGAUGGGUUUGCGAGCACAGGUGGAGGCAGAUCUACAACAUGGUUAAAUUUCGUAACGUUGUUCAUGGAACAACAAUGAACGAUUGGUGGGACAAUGGCAGCAACCAGAUCGCUUUCUGCCGUGGCGGUAAAGGAUUUAUCGCCAUCAACAACGAUAAUUACCCGCUUCAACAAAGUUUGCAGACAUGUCUUCCGUCUGGGACGUACUGCGACGUCAUCUCUGGUGAUCUCGUGAAUAACCAAUGUACUGGCAAGUCCAUCACGGUUGGUUCAGACGGCAAGGCCUUUAUCAGUCUGUCAAACGCCGAAGAUGACGGCGUCAUUGCUUUCCAUAUUCAGUCUGCGGUAGGAUCAGGUAACCAAGCAACCACCACAGCCAGCCCUGGAGUCACGACACCUUCACCUUCAUGCCGCAAAGUCUAAAAACGAAAAUGAAUUAUCUUAAAUUUCAUUGUCUGCUUUUUUUCCCGUUUAACAAGUAUUGCAAUUCAGCCCAAUAGUAGAUUUUGAAAUACACAGAAAUGAAGCAGAAAUUCAA